UCUCCCUAAUCCUCUAGACACACGCUCGGUCUGGCUGCCUACUGGCUCAGAGAGAGAGAGACAGAGGCAGGUGGAGGACGCAAACGGAGAGAGAGAGAGAGAGAGAGAGAACCCAAGUAGGGAGGGAAAAACAAGAUGAAGGGAAGAGAGGAAAGGAGAGCUGCCACGCUGACAGAAACGGAGAGAGGAGAGUGAGGACGAGGAGGACUGGAGAAACCAGUGACGGCUUCAAGCAGAGUAAAGGAGACGGAGGAGGACGAGGGGGAGUGCAAUGCUUUAGUCCAGUGCAGCCUGAACCAAACCAGGAGAGAAGGAGAGAAGCAACAGAGAGGAGGGGAGGGAAUCCAUCCAGUGAGAAAGAAAUGAAGAGGAUGGACGAGCAGAGAACGAGCAGAGACACAGAUCCCUGGUUACUCAGGCUCACAUGAGUGUAUGGACCUGAGCCCGCUCAGAGUUGCUACAAGAUGCUGUCAAAGAAGCAGUGUGUGAGGGCAGAGUGAUGGAUGUCUGUUUGCACAAACUACGGCUGCUCCUUGAAACUCAGUAGAAGUAGAUGAGUUCUGGUGUGUCUGUGUGCUGGACCAGGUGUGUGUGUCAGUGUGAGAACAUAUGACAGACCAGCUGUUUUAGGAGGUAAACAGGGUCAGGUGCUACCAGAGGAGGGAAGUGGGAAGAUAAGCGUAUGGAUGAAGAAUUACACACACACACACACACACACACACACACACACACACACACACACACACACACACACACACACACACAGCACCGAUGAGAGUGUGUGUGUUUGCAGCUAGUACAUAGACGGGCUUCAGUCCAACCAUCUCAGGUGUAGUUAAGGUGGUGUGUGUGUGCGUGUGUGUGUGUGUGUGUGUUUUCGGAUAGCACCUAAAAAAAAAAGAAAGUCGGCAACAAAAGGUGUCACUGAGCUUCUUCAAGGUUGCUUUUGAGUCCUUUUUUUUUUUUUUUACACCUGACAAGCCACCUGAAACCACUCCCUACCUCAUCUCAACCCAUGCAAGUGGACUUGAAGACUUAUAAAAAGGGACUUUAACACUAGCUCUGGUGCUCUGCUGACUGGGAAGCCCCCACCUGAUUUCCUGUGCCAGUGGAUGCCACCCAACUCCAACCAUGGGAGAAUGGACCAUCCUGGAGCGCCUUCUGGAGGCCGCCGUGCAGCAGCACUCUACUAUGAUUGGAAGGAUCCUACUAACAGUAGUGGUGAUCUUCCGUAUCCUCAUCGUGGCAAUCGUUGGGGAGACAGUGUACGAGGACGAGCAGACCAUGUUCAUCUGCAACACUCUGCAGCCUGGCUGCAACCAGGCCUGCUACGACAAGGCCUUCCCCAUUUCCCACAUCCGCUACUGGGUUUUCCAGAUCAUACUGGUGUGCACGCCCAGCCUCUGCUUCAUCACCUACUCCGUCCACCAGUCAGCCAAGCAGAAAGACCGGCGCUACUCCUUUCUCUAUCCCAUAAUGGAGAGGGACUACGGGGGAAGGGACGGGACACGAAAGCUCCGCAACAUUAAUGGAAUUCUAGUUCAACAUGGCGGUGAUGGCGGAGGAGGGAAGGAAGAACCUGACUGCCUGGAGGUGAAGGAGAUCCCCAACGCCCCGCGGGGCCUCACCCACGGGAAGAGCUCCAAGGUUCGCCGGCAAGAAGGGAUCUCCCGCUUUUACAUCAUUCAGGUGGUGUUCAGAAACGCACUGGAGAUUGGCUUCUUGGCGGGCCAAUACUUCCUUUACGGCUUUAGUGUGCCUGGGAUUUUCGAGUGUGACCGCUACCCAUGUUUGAAGGAGGUGGAGUGCUACGUGUCCCGCCCCACGGAAAAAACGGUUUUCCUUGUGUUCAUGUUUGCGGUGAGCGGCAUCUGUGUAGUGCUCAACCUGGCCGAGCUCAACCAUCUGGGCUGGCGCAAGAUCAAGGCCGCCAUCAGGGGCGUCCAGGCCCGCAGGAAGUCGAUCUGUGAGAUCAGGAAGAAGGACAUGGCGCAUCUGUCCCAGCCGCCCAACCUGGGACGCACGCAGUCUAGCGAAUCGGCCUACGUCUGAUGAUGAUGAAGAGAGGAAAAGGAGGAGGAGUGGGGUGAAUGGGCAAGCGAGAGAGAGAGAGAGAGAGAGAGAGAGAGAGAGAGAGAGAGAAUGAAUAAUUAUGAUUUUAAUUUAAUGAAGAUGGUAUGGAGAUGACCCCUCCUCUGUGAUGAUGUGAAUGAAACAAAAAGACCAAAUCUCUGGCUCUACUACUUUGAGAGUCAACAAGGAGAAGGGGAAGAACAAAAUUAAAAGGCAUAGAGGGUGGAUAAGAGAGGACAAAAAGUAUCUUUUGCGAAUGAACAUGAUGAACACAAUUUGGUCUCAUGGGGAGAUAUUCCAACUGCCAUUUUGUACUUUUGUCUUCUUCUUUUUUUUUAAACUACUUAAAUCUCCUCUGCCCCUCAUUUCUUUUAAAGUGGGGAAUUAAAUUAAAGGGCCUGGAGAGGGAAGGACUAGAGAUGAGAAGACGAGGGAAAGGGAGAAGAGAACAGAUGAGAGUCUGUUUUGUGUUCUUUGGGGAUAUUGGAAGAUGAUGGCGGUGUUUAAUGCAUCCCAUGGUGCUUUUCUUCUGGACUGUGUCAGCCUCAGUGAAAAAGGGGAGGACUAGAUAGGGGAUGGGACAGAGAGGAUAAGCAGCAACAUCAUUAAAAGAGGAACGGAAGAGGGGGUGGGGGGGCUAGGUGGGAAAAAUUACACUCUGGGAAGACAUUUUUUAUACCUGAGGAGGGAGAGAAGAGACUUUUUCUUUUGCUUCCUCUGCUUGCCGGAGACUUGAGGUACACCGAAGCAAAGUGAGAAAGAGCUGCCUCUGAUCAUUGUCAGCCUCGCCUCUGUUGGAACAUCAUCACGAUCCAAAGCCAAGAGAAAAAGACUGACGAUGUUUAUGUUUUGUGUCUUGGCAAAAGAUGAAUUCAACACAAACACAGCGAGUACCAUAAACACUUUUUUUCUUCCCUCUCCCCGAUCUCUCGCUCUCUCUGCUCCGCAGUUGGCAGCUACAUAGACCCCAGGGGCUUCUGAUGACAGUAAUGACUCUUGCUGCUCUCCUUCUGUGUAAACGUUGGAGAGGAACUUAUUAACAAAUGGACAAACAUGCGUGUAAACGUCAGUCUCUCCUGAAGCACAAACCAAACUUCCAGCAUUCCAGGGUGCUGAGAGACAAAGGAGAGCUGGAAAGAGAGGAGAGGAGAGGAGACAAGAGGAGAGGAGAGGAGAGGAGAGGAGAGGAGAGGAGAGGAGAGGAGAGGAGAGAAAGGGAACGGGAGCUUGUAAAGAAUGGGAAGAGAUCACUUUAUUACAACUUUAAACACAUUUUAUAAAAUAUAUCACCAUGAGUUAUGAUUUUUUUUUCCAAGAAAGCGAUGGUGCCAUCCUUGAGAGAUUUAAUUAUUGUUGAAAAGAAUAGAUCAUAUUAUUUAUCCAUUUAGAAUAUAUCCAAAUAGAUUUAUUUAUCUGCGUGUGGGUUGGUUGGGACAUCAUGUUGAUGUUUAUUUCAAAUGUAUAAACUGUCUGUCUUUUUUUCAUUUAUGUUUAGUUUAAAGCAUUUCUUACUGAUGGAACAGAUUCAUGGCAUGUACGGGGUGGGAAGGGACACAUUUGUGAACUUUAUUUUGAAAAGUAUUGAGGCUGUGCAGCUGAUUUUUUAUGUGCAACUGUUUAAGAAUUCUUCAUUGCAAUUGUAACUUAAUUGCAUUCAAAAUGUAGAACAAUGCGCCUUUUCAAAAAUCAGCUGCAUAGCUUCUGGCAAUUAAGGCCUGUGAGCCAUUUGAAAAAGGCAUGUUUACAUGACGCAAUGUUUUGUGAAUGAUCAAGCUGUGUAGCCGAUGAGUAGUAACUCAGUAGGGAAAGUUGUGUUUUUGAAUCUCAGUGGUUUUCAUUUUGCAUUUCUUUCCUGACUGAAAUUUCAGCAUGCAUGCCUUGUAAGAGAAAAGAAGGACUAGAAGAAAAAUAGACUAAGAUGACAGAGAGUGUUGCACCUUGAUUAAUCCAGACGAGUGGGAGAGUGGCAGACUGAUGGAACUCAUUUUGCAUCAUCAGCAUCUAGGCAGUGUUGAUCGGACCCACUACAUCAGAGACAAGUGCAUAAUUUAAAACAGGGUACUUUCACACUGCGGGCCUGUGAAACCAGACAUAGGGACAGUUUAGCGAACUACAUGUGGUGUCUUUAAAAAAGAAAAUCUGAUGAUUUAAUUGACAUGCACACUGUCCUGUUCCUCAAAGCAGAUCAUGCCACAACUUUGUCUGUUUAAAUCAGUUUAUGUUCAUUGAUUCUGUUGCAAAGACAAAGAUAUUAGAGUGUUUAGGUACAGUGAUGUUAUUGGUUAUCAGCUAACUGUAACUAACUUUAGCUUACUCCAGCAGAUCAGUGGUCUAAGCCUUAGCCCUGGCAUUGAGGAUCUUAUCUACAACUGCAAACUGAAUGGCCUUAUGCAGCUCAACACUGCAGUAGCUUAACACUGCCACAAAUGGGGGUUUGACUCUUACAGGGGCCCACACAUGCACAAAUGCUACUCUCUCACAGCAUUUUAUGUCAUUCCAAACUGCAGCUACAGUACCCUAUAUUAUUGUGUUUCCUUUUAAACUCCUGCCACUAGAUUGCAGCAUUAAUUGUUGAAAAUGUGAAGAAAACUUCCUUGUAAAAAGCAUUGUAUAACUUUCUGUUUCCUUCAACUUGCCUUAUCUGCUUGUGCUUUUAUUAGCCAUCUCCCACAUUUCCCACAAUGCCUUUGGACAACUCCUUGGUCAUUUUGCUGAGGGUAAAUAAAAGGAAAAUUUGUUGCAUCAGCACCAUUUAUAACCCCUAAUGUAGCCCCGAAGUAGAGAGGGAAUCUUUAGUCAGCUAAGAUCUACAGUAGAUGUCAAAUGUUUAUUUUCUCUGUCUUUUGUAGUUUGUUUUUAGCAAGAAACAUAUGUGUCAUCAAAUAGCAUUGUAGCUCUGGAAAUAUGCACCAUAAACACAAGUAAGCCUGAGCCACAGGAGGUCUUGGAGCAACAGUAACAGCUGACAUAGCAGAAGAAAUCCCCCCAACUCUCUGUUUCUCCAUUCACUCCCACUGUCAUAAUCUCUGUGAUUCUUACAGGUGAUUAUCUCCAGGUUUAGGCUCCUCUGAGGAUCUCUGUGGAGCUCAAUGGGAUCGGUGCAGUCUACUUUAUGCACUAGGAGGGACAGAUAAGAUGAAAAGGCAUACCAGAAUGCCUCAUAAUAGAGGUUGAGUCAUGGCUUCCCUCAGUUACUGAGAGCGUGUGCUUCUAGUGAAGGCUUAAACGCUGACCUUGAGCUUAAAGGCCAAGCCAAUGUCCUGUACUACACGCAGCUCCUGCUGGACAGUCACUGCGCACUACAGCACUGAUCUAAUCUCCACAGAGCACAGGUCAAUGCUGUUGUGAGGCCUAUUUUCAGUGAUUGGUAGAUACACACAUGCUGAACAUACAUUCAUUCUUAAAAAAAGGGGGCACCUCUGAAUGUGAGAACAGCAGUUUGAGUUCAGUUUCUGUUGUUAUGUCUGGUUUCAGAAACAUAUAUUCACACACAGCUUGAAGACGGAGAGGGACAUAAAUGUUACCUAGUUGUCUUCGGUUUACAUUUAUCCAGCAUUGAUUAGUGACUCACAAUCCCUGCAGUUGGUGUAUUAAUUACUUUUGAGAGUAAAAGCAGGCCCAAGUUCUUCCAACAGUCCACUACUCUCCACAGUCUACUUUUCUAUUUGUCAAUGUGAAAUGAAUUAUGCAACUUUUUUUUCUCAUUUGCUUAUCUUUUUGACUUGUGUGGAUUUUUGUGCAGUGACAUAUCAAAAAAGAAAGAUGUUUUUUUCUAUGUAAAGGAACAAAAAGUUUUUGUUUUUUCAAUGUGUAAAAUCAAGGGUAGAAUGUUGAAAUAUAAGACUAGCUGAAAAAUAUGUUAUAUUUCCUCCCUUGCCAAAGUGAUAUGCAAACAUUUUAACUGCAUGUGCAAUGGCUAGACUGAGCAUGUUUCAAUGUUUUCUUCAGCAGAAUCUUAAAAAAAACUUUUUUUGUCCAAACUAUGAAGCAAAGCUAUUACGUCUUGAUGCCAAGUGUGUAUAUUAAUUACCCAGUUUUUCAGACGGUACAGAACCAGGCAGACAAUUCCAACUCAGUGAUGUUAAAACUUCCUAUAACAGUUUAUCAGUCUCAGUUUCAACUCCCAAAAGAUUUUGAAAAGCACUACAUACAUGGAAUCUUCUACUUUAAGAAAUUUGCACAUGAAUAUAAUACCUUUAUAAUCUGUUGGAGAAUAUGAUUUACAAGCAAAUUCAAAGUAAAAUGAUCUACUGUAAAACACAGGGUAAACAUGAAUAUAAGCAUACAGGUUAAAGACUCGCCACCAUGAGGUGUCAGACGCCAUAACAUUCCAGGGUUUAGUCCCCAGCACAAUGUGUAAUUAACCUUCAAUCUACAGCCUCUCAAUGUGUUAAAUAUGAUUCAAUCCUCAGUGAAGCUCCAUAUGGACACUUUGUUGGGGGAACAGUACACUGACAGCAGACUCAGGAAAGAAAAAAAAAUGCUGAUCUUUUUCUACAUUCUACAUUAACACACAAGAAUGCUUUUGGAGAAAUGGUAUCACAACAUGUCAGCAUACCCUCCAUUGACACCUUAACCUGUACUGUAAAGCCCACCCAAGAAAAUUGUAUUCAAGCCUGAUUAUUUGCCUGUUGGUGCUAUUGAGGUUGGAUCCUUACCAAAAACAUGAAUUCAGAUACAUUCCCUUGUCUUCAGCUCACUACUGCCCCACAUAUCACAGGUCCUGUAGCAAUGCAAGGUCACCUUAAAAAUCAAGCUGUUCCUCUUUGACUGUUACUAACAAACGGGCAUGUCCGCAAAAGCCUACAGCAGGUAAUGAUAUCAUAACUUUCUUCUGCAGAACCGUAGCAAACAAUUUGAUUCCUCAGGAAUGCAGCAUGUAAUUGAGCUGCUUCAUUCAUUAACACCGAGCUUACUGAACUACCACAUUACAAAGGGACAUUAACUUACUGUAGUAAUCACAUGUAGCCAACCCUAAGGGCUGGUUAGGGGCCCUUGAGCAGGUUUUGGAAGUGCCCAUCUUCUUCAUUUAAGGGCUUCUUACUGAUUACAAACUAAAAAGCCAUAGUUUAAAAAAAGAAAAGAUUUCAAACUUGAAUCGGCGCAUUACUUUGAAAAAGUAUAUUGUGCACUCAUGGGCCAUGAUUAAUCACAUUUGUAGUCAAUUAGGCGAUCAAUUUUGCUUUUAAAUUGAAAAUUAGACAUCUUGUUUUAAAUGAAAAGCUUUUAACUGUGUUUAAUUGAAUGAGAUACAUUGAAGUUGUAAAGCUCCUUUUAUACAGAUGUUCAUUUUUCAUUUUAGAAAAAGAAUGCUCCCUCCUCCCCCCUCCAGCCCUAUCUGAUGCUGAUGCUGCUGUACUGUGGGCUAGAUUAUAACCAUUUCAGGGUUCAGAGAUGGACCUCUCAACCUCUCUCUAAUCUGUCAUGAUAUUAAUCGUGAUUACUUCAUCUAAUUACACUGAGUGGCAGAUACAGGAAGAGUGGGAUUUAAACCACCAUCCGGAUUUGAUUAAAGAUAGACCCUGCACAUCUCUCUCAUCUGUCUCUGCAACCACCUACUGGCAGCAAGGGUCGUGCAUGUGAGAUUAUGACCUGAGAUAGCUUUAGUUUGUCUCUAAAAUUCAAUAAUUUCAAGGUUGUUGAUUUAUAGAGCUUUAAUUAGAAAAAGGGGUAUCAUGUGCAAGUAGGACAGAGUAAGAACACUUUAUCUUUUCAAUUCUCCAAGACCAGCACCUCAUGAGUUCAGACCAGGUCACCUUUAUGUCAACUGUGUGAGAAGCUCUAUGUUACAAUGAGAGGGAUGAAUCCUGAAUAGUGACGUGUCUGGGGAGUGGGGGAGCAAUGUAAAGUUUAGCCAAUAUUUGGCAUCCUAUAGUCGUCAUCAAUAUAACGGAUUAUAUUUAAGGGGAAAUAGUUAAAUAUCUUAGCCCUAGAAACUUGACAUUCUUCCACAUAGCUUCUACUGUGACAUCUGUAUGGAUGUAAAAGCAUGGACUGAAAACAGAAACGUAAAACAGACAUUCAAACACACUCACGCGUUGUAAUCUAAAAUUCUGUCGUUUCCGACUGCAGAUUUGAUGGUGGACCUGAUGGACCUUCGUUGAAGGUUCACUGUAUAUUUCUGACUGGUGUACUGUAUGUAAAGACUGAAUAAAACCUUGAAUGUUACAUCAAGCCUGAA
Molecule: messenger RNA, 8254 nt
Organism: Perca fluviatilis (European perch)
Lineage: Eukaryota; Metazoa; Chordata; Actinopteri; Perciformes; Percidae
Gene: gjd1b
Product: gap junction delta-2 protein
Exons: 2
Coding region: 1132-2052 (306 amino acids)
Biological process (GO): cell communication
Cellular component (GO): connexin complex
Source: RefSeq, a predicted model, not a curated record